Colletotrichum lupini is the source of this 1773-nucleotide messenger RNA. RefSeq lists its product as uncharacterized. The transcript has 13 exons. The coding region runs from base 1 to 1773 and encodes 590 amino acids. Lineage: Eukaryota; Fungi; Ascomycota; Sordariomycetes; Glomerellales; Glomerellaceae. The record is from RefSeq and is a predicted model, not a curated record.
AUGCAUUUCAGUAUUCUCAAUUCGCUCACCGCCGCCGCUCUCCUUGGCUUUGCCGCCGAGCAAGUGACGGCUGGCCAAGUAUACCACGUGCAACUUCAUGCUGGUAGGGCGCAAACUUCGUACUGGUUCUCCGGUCCAGACGAUCAAAAGUGCCUAUUGAUGCGAAUUCCGGUGUCUCCGCCUGCUCGACAAAGUAUUGGCAAGCAAAUUGUCGACGCGCAUUCGAUGUGUUGCUUGGUAUAUGCCGAUGGCAUAAGAACUUGCUUUUGGCAUGGAAUUGCAUCCAAUCAAAUCACUGCGGCCAACUGCGCCAACGAAUUGAGCGGUGCCGAACGCUCUGUCACAAUCACCUAUGACCACUCUCUUCCUGCUCAAGGAUGGGGCAAUUCGAUAGCUUGCAAGGUAGUCUUUGUUGUAUUCAACGCCAUGACGACCUGGACCGAGACAUUGCUAGCUCGUUCAUACUGUGGACCUCCCGAAGGAUAUGUGAUGUGGAGCACUACAGGCCGAUACGUCCUGCUUCUCCUCGCGUUUACUACGUCCCUCAUUGAGGAGCAACCUUCAAGCAGUACUCUUGUAGACUGCCGGCGUGGUGUAUUGGCGUACACCUGGCAAGGCCUCUGGAGACCAGAGGUCGCUGGUUCGAUUUCAGCCGCCGACAACUGCUUUAACUACCCGUGGGACCGGCAGGGCAGAGUCCAAUGCGAGGCCCAGGACCCUUUCCGGGCUCUCGCCAGGGUUUUCUCACAUCCACACCCUCUGACCAAGAAAAAGUGGACGUGCGGCGCCACGGUCAGCACACCCGCCCCGGAUGAAUUCGAUAACCUUGAGGCUCAGUUUCAACUUGCCAUGAGGCGUCUAUGGCUACAAACCUACAGCGCUUUUACAACCAAUGUUACCACAGCGAAGAUGCAUGUGCGCCCAUGGCUUGAUUCUGAAGCGUAUUCGAUGGACCGCCCGAAUCUCGUUGAGAUCCUCGACCAUUAUCCACCCGUAAAGAAGAAGGAAGUCACGAGUUUGUUUCUUCUUCGAUCGAUCUACAAAGCCAUUUUCCACGACGAUGUAACCUAUCAAGCAGCAGUUAGACAGAGAGGGGUCAUGAAGCAAAGCAGACCCAAGCCACAGCAGAUUCAACGAGGCUCCCCGCUGUUGGCGGAAGAAUGCUACGGAGAGAUUAUUGACAUAACCGUGUUUUAUACCAUGAAUAAUCCAGCGUUCGAGCUUGCCCUGGGCCUGGGAUGGUUCUUGACCAUGGGGGUUAUUCAGGCGACUGAGCUCGUUAUGGGAACGCAGUGCUCCGCGAUCGAACAUGGCACGAGGACUUGGGUUGGGUCGGCAGACAGGAGCGAACAUAGAAGUGCCGGCCUGGGGACUGCUUCGUUCGUGUCGUUUGACAAUGGGACAUCUACUGCAGUCCCAGCAGAUCACUCUGAGCAAAUACAACCAGACUCAUCCCCAUACAUCAUGCUACUGCUGACUAUACUGAAGAUCUGUCAAAAGUGCACGGCGGACAAUUACAUGGGAACCGGUUAUCAGUUUUCUGUGCUUACUAAAGAAUCCUUGGAUAAAAGCACAUGCAGCUUGAGACACCGGCCCGACAAACGGGUUUCUUCUCAUAAUCAUCCCCCAAGCCAGCAUCCGUCUGCUCAUCCAACACACCGCAAGCUGACAGACGAGGAUUUUGCGAAAGUAGCCGGUCUAUCAAAUGCUGGCGUCGCGCCGAGGGAUAUCCGGACAUACAUACGACAAACCACAAGCUCUAACUGUAACUAG